AUGCCCCAGGGACUAUGUUUUAAGCAGAGAGGUGAGUCACCUCUCUUUGAGCCUGAAGAGGAGAAUGAAGGGAACAAUGAAGUCCAGCUUGAUGUCAUUCAGCCAAUGGACAAGAAGGAUGAUGAGGACGUCGAUGAAGAUACAAGAGAAGAAGUGAUGGAUGCCAAUGAUGAGGAUUCAGGAAAGGAGAAGGAAGAGGAAAAGGAAGACAAAGAAGAGGAGCAUGAAGGGGCAAAGUACUCUGGGAUCAUCACCCUCCGAUUUGAAGAAGAGUUAACUGAGAAGGAUGCCGAUGAAUUCUUUGACUCUCUCGACAGUCUGGGCUUGCCAAGGUCUAUCUUCUCUGAUAUUAAAGUGAAAGGAAAAGCAAUCACCGUCCAUGUAAAUGCUUCUUCACUUAGACUGACGCCUCAGUCUGUUGGAGCUUUAAUCGCUAGUGAAAAGGAAGAGGUUGCCAGUAUGAUCGGGUUACAUAUGGCAUACGGUCAAGACGUAAGUUGAAAUCAUUUCUUUAUUUCUGUUUGUGUGUUUUCAAUAGAAAGGACGGUGUUAUAUUAUGUAAGCAAAAACAAAGAGAAACAUGUUUUAUAAUAGAACAAAAUGUCUAAACCAUUUCAAAAAGGCCACAUAGAAAAAAUACUGCUAUAUUAGUCAAUCAAAAAUAAGAGGACCAUGUCAAAUCGGUUCCAUGACAUUUUCUCUGGCGACAAUUGCUCUGCUGUAAAUUCCACACAUGAAUUGAAAGACCAACUUCACCCCUGGGUUUAAAGCCUGUGUAUAGCUUUGGUAAAGGGUCA
Messenger RNA from Lytechinus variegatus (green sea urchin), 797 nucleotides. RefSeq names its product cilia- and flagella-associated protein 251-like. NCBI's taxonomy places the organism in Eukaryota, Metazoa, Echinodermata, Echinoidea, Temnopleuroida, Toxopneustidae. Bases 1 to 501 code for a protein of 166 amino acids. The record is from RefSeq and is a predicted model, not a curated record. The transcript is spliced from 6 exons.